AUGGCUCCCCAAGCUCCGACGUCGGCGGCCUCCCCGACCUCUUGGGAACCUCCUGCCGGUGUCCUCCCUGCUUCAACGACGGCGCCCACUCCGGCCUUUCGGGCGCCUCCUGCCGGCGCCACCACCGGUACGACGACAGAGGCCGCCCCGGCCUCUCUGACUCCUUUUGACGGCACCACCACUGCUACAACGACGGAGGCCACCUCAGCCUGUUUGCCGCUGCCCUCUGUGAACGGCGCCGCCGCGACUUUCCUUGCCUUCCGCAAGGCCGACCCGGCCGUGCGGGGACGCCUGCAAUUGCUGCGGCCCUCCACAACCAAGACGCGGGCCAGCUCCGAUCCGAGCCUGGCGACUCCGACGCCUACCACGCCGCCUGUCGCUGCUGCCGAAGACGAUGGUCUUCAUGGAGCUCCCUUUGUUGGCCCCGAUUUAGGUGCAGCCCCCGACGCCGUUGUGCGGACCCCGCAGCCGCCAUUGGCCGUGUCGUGGGCUUCCCUCGCGGACAACGUCUGCAGCAUUGAUGAUGAAGACGAGCUCGCCCCGCUGACGCUGUUGGUUGCCAGACCCUUCUCCUUCCCGUCGACACGCCACCGCGAGCUGCCGUCGCCCGCCGUCGUGAGGCACCGUCAGGUCCAGCGCCGCCCACUACGUGCGCCUCCCAACUACGUCGCCGCCGCCGCAGCCGCCCACGUGCGAAGGAGGCAACCACCGCCGCCCACCUACGCAGCCCAACCGCCGCCGCCCCACCUCGCCCACCGUCGCCCACAGCUGGACCGCCUCCUCCCCGAGCAUACCAGGAACUCCGCCUCACCAAGAGGUACUCCGUCAUCGAGACAGGCUUGCUGGGAAGGCGUGGAUCGACGGAAUCGGCCCCGUCUCCUCCCACUCCGGCCGCCGCUUCCCCACACGACAUCGACGCCGUCGCGCCUCCCCUGGCUUCCUCGAGCCGUUUUAAGGAAUCAGUGUCAACUUCCGGUCUUCCAGACCACUUUCCCCCUCUCGAUCGCUUGGUAUUUGGCCUGGUCAUCGUCGGCCGCCGCUCGCCGCCGCUGGAGCUCGUCACGUGGCUCCUCCGAUGAACAAAAACCAGAGGCGCCGGCACCCAAGUGUCUACCACGGUUGUGCGCGUGCACGCUCGCCCACGCUUCAUGCUCUUCGGUGGAGCUCGUGUUGCUGCCUGCCUUCGUGUUGCUGCUGAUCCUCUCUGAAGAAGACAGGAGCACACAGCUAUGGAUUUGAACUUGAUCCCGGAAGAGGAGGAUGAAGCUCAACAAGAGGAACAAGCUCAGCAAGGUGAAGCUUUUGAUUUGAACUUGAUCCCGGAAGAGGAAGAUGAAGCUCAAGAAGAAGAACAAGCUCAGCCAGGUGAAGCUAUUGAUUUGAACUUGAUCCCAGAAGAGGAGGAUGAAGACAUUGAGUUGAAUUGGUUUCCUGAAGAGGAAGAAGCUCAAGAGGCACAAGAAGAUGCUCAAGAGGAACAAGAAGAUGCUCAAGAGGCACAAGAAGAAGCUCAAGAGGCACAAGAAGAAAUGGAAGAAGCUCAAGAAGCUGAUGCCCAUAAGCUGUUCAAAAGCUUUAUGAUGUUACAAGCAGUGAUGGUCGAAGUGAUGAAAGAUCAAGGAGGAAACAACUACAAGAUGCCGCAUCUGCAUAAGGAAGCGUCUACAGAAUGCUGGAGAGGAAAUAACCGGUGUAUAUUGUAAUCCUGAGCUAAUUACUGACACCAAGGCCAUUAUCGAACAAGGAAAUGAGUAAAUAGAGAAAGGAAAAAAAGAAAGAGAAAGGGAAAAGAAAAAGAAAGGAUAGGAGUAUGUGAUGUGUAUGUCAUGUGUCAUGUGUAUGCCUUGUGUA
Molecule: messenger RNA, 1851 nt
Organism: Triticum dicoccoides
Lineage: Eukaryota; Viridiplantae; Streptophyta; Magnoliopsida; Poales; Poaceae
Product: leucine-rich repeat extensin-like protein 5
Exons: 3
Coding region: 1-1239 (412 amino acids)
Source: RefSeq, a predicted model, not a curated record